CUUCGAGAUUUGUCACAUAACACCACUGGACGGGACAGGAGACGGAUACCUCCUCGUCCUCUAAAUUUAGAUGUCUAACCUGUACAAAAAAAAUCCUUCCCUGUCCCUCGGAACAAACUAACAUCAUCGCAGGAAGCGGACAGGUUCAGCGGAGGGCCGAGCAGUGAUGGCCUCAGUCAAAAAAGACAACAGGCUGACGAGGACUCAAAGCUUUAUGUGCGCCGCUUUCGCAGGUGUUUUCAGUAAAACCGUGACGUCGCCUUUGGAGGUGGUUAAAGUCAAGAGUCAGAUUGGCACUUUUCACUGUAAGAGAGGAUUCUGGCAAAGUUUUCUUCUCAUCUACCAGAAUGAGGGGCUUCGAGGAUUUUGGAAAGGAAAUCUGACUUCUUGUCUCCGGUUGUUUCCUUACACCGCAGUCCAUCUCGCAACAUACAAAAAGAUAGUCCACCUGCACAUGGAUGAACUGGGCUUCAUCUCUCAGUGGAGAGCCAUUCUUGCUGGUGGAUUGGCUGGCGUUGCUGCUGCUCUGGCCACGUACCCUCUAGAGGUGGCAGAAACCAGACUGGUGGUUCAGAACUGCAGACAGCCUACAUACAUCGGCGUAUUUCACACAUUGUCAAAGAUCCACAGGAGUGAAGGACUGCUGGCUCUCUACAGGGGCUUCUCUCUCACUUUAUUGGGUGCUUUUCCCUUUUCUCUGGGCUGCUAUGCAGUCUACGUACACUUGGACAAGUUCUGGCAGGAGCCUCCUUUUCGUUUCACUCCUCUCCAGAACUUCAUUAAUGGUUGUCUUGCGGCAGGAGUGGCACAAACCCUCUCCUACCCUUUUGAAACUGUAAAAAGAAAAAUGCAGGCUCAGAGUCCCCGUCUGCCUCAUUUCGGAGGAGUCGACGUCCACUUCAGUGGAACGAUUGACUGUUUCAUACAAGUGGUAAAAAAUAAGGGCGUCCUCUCUCUGUGGAACGGUCUUACUGCCAACACAAUAAAGAUUGUUCCCUACUUCGGCCUUCUCUUCACCUGCUUCGAGAUGUGCAAGCAGGUCUGCCUUUACCGUAACGGGUACAUCCUGUCACCUCUGAGCUACAAGCUUGCGCCGGGGGUCGACCAGAGCCUCGGGCCUUACGAGCUUGAAGAGGUGAAGCGCUACUUGAAAAACAGGAACUUUGGGUCAGCAGAGUCGUCUUUAGGAAGCCGCUGGUGAAACUUGCUUUAGUUGAAGAGGAGUACCUGUUGACCUCAUGUUACGUGUAGGAAAAAGGAUUUGCUGGACUGAAAUACUUCAGAUGCUGUACUGUAAAAGUUAUUAACAUGUGUCCUGUCAACGGUCUACCUCUUUAAAAACCUGUAUUUCAUCUGACAGUAUUCUUUGUAAAGGAAUUGUUCUCUUACCCACAAUGCCUCUUUUUAACCAGAUAUUCUGUGCCUUUAGGACUGACUAUUUAUUUAUAAGCUUAUUUCCGUUAUUGAGUUUAUUCAUAUAGAUUCCAUGUGCUUAUGUGACAGAUCAUUGUUCUUAUUAUGUACAGUGAAUGUACCAUUUUAAUGCAUUAUUAGUUUGACUUGGAUAUGAUCAAUCAUUAACAAAUGAUUGCAUGAAUUGUGAUGGAAGAUAUGUGCAUUGUCAUUCAAUUUUAACCAAUACAUGGUUUCAUUCCUCAGGUGUGUUUUUGUGCAUUCUAAAGCAUACCUUUAAUUGAAUUCUUUGUACCUUUUAAUUCAGUUAAUUUCAGAGGCAGAUAAAGAUCAAAUACAACAUGGCAAAGCAAAAAAAUAAAGCAUUAAUAUAGAUAGAUGGAGAGAUAGAGAACCUACUUUAUUAAGCUCCAAUUUUUUUUGAAUACUUGAAACCUCUUUAUGAACUAACGGAGGAGAUUCAAGGUUACAGAACAGAAAUAGGCAAUUUUGCAGAAUGGGAACUUCACAUCAAUUCGAUGCUAACAUCUUUGUAAUUUGAAAGAAAAAUCUGUGAUCUUUGGCACACUAAAAAUGACUUUCAGUGUGCCACAGGUUAUUGAUUUAUUUUUCUCUUGAUGUUUGCGGUGCAUGGUGUAGUACCCCAUUUGCCACCUCUGUAAUUUGGUUAAUAUCAAUUUUGGAAUUCAUGACUUCUACUUUUAAUAAAGUAUUUUUCACUUGGUA
Molecule: messenger RNA, 2139 nt
Organism: Labrus mixtus (cuckoo wrasse)
Lineage: Eukaryota; Metazoa; Chordata; Actinopteri; Labriformes; Labridae
Gene: slc25a43
Product: solute carrier family 25 member 43
Exons: 5
Coding region: 167-1201 (344 amino acids)
Biological process (GO): transmembrane transport
Source: RefSeq, a predicted model, not a curated record